This is a messenger RNA of Sesamum indicum (sesame), 1787 nucleotides long. Lineage: Eukaryota; Viridiplantae; Streptophyta; Magnoliopsida; Lamiales; Pedaliaceae. The record is from RefSeq and is a predicted model, not a curated record.
CCUUUUCCCUUAGUUUCCCCCCAUUUGUUCACUCUCUCCUUCAGUCUCUAUCUAUCACCAAUCCAUUAUACCCCCAACACCCCAAUAUCCCCUUCCUCACUUCUCCAUCAACAUUCUCGUUUCUUAGACCACCGUAACCCACCAAUCGCCGCCGCUCCAAACCCCAGCGCCACCGCUCGCACAAUAUUAGGUCUCCCCUAAAACCCCUUAAACCCAUUAUAUGUACUGAUUAACCAAGAAAAGGAGAGAGAGAGAGAGAGAGAAUAGAACCGCAGCCAUGCCGGUGAUCUCCACUUCCUCCUCCCCACUAAUCCCAGCCCUUAUCCUCCUCCUCUCUUUGCCGGUUUUGUUCUUCUUCGUAGCCCCGCGGAUACUCCCUCCACGCCAAAUCUCUAUCUCCCUACCUGAUGAGCUCGACGACCUCUCCCUCUUCCACAAAGCCAUCGCCAUGGAUUCCGCCAAUUUCUCCCGCCGUCCCACCCGCCUCCCCGCCGCCAAAUCUCACCUCUCCGCCUCCCUCCGCAGGCCCAAAAUCGCUUUCCUUUUCCUCACAAAUUCCCCCCUCCAUUUCGCCCCUUUAUGGGAACGCUUCUUCGCCAAUGUCACCCCCAAACACUAUAAUAUAUACAUCCACGCCGACCCUUUUGUCAAAAUCCCUCCUCCAGAAGGCGUUUUCAAAGGAAAAAUUAUCCCUUCAAAGAGAACCCAAAGAUCUUCCCCUACUCUCAUCUCCGCCGCUCGCCGCCUCCUCGCCACCGCGAUGCUCGACGACCCUUCCAAUGCGUACUUCGCGCUGAUUUCCCAGCACUGCAUCCCGCUUCACUCUUUUAAUUAUUUCUACAAUUUUCUCUUUGAUCUGGGCAGAUUGUCGAGGAAUUUGGAGUUUUCCAGCUACAUUGAAAUUCUUGACAAUGAACCUACUUUGUGGGAUAGGUACAACGCGAGGGGAGAGAAUGUGAUGCUACCAGAGGUUCAUUUCGAUGAAUUCCGUGUCGGCUCGCAGUUUUUCGUGCUUACACGAAAGCAUACUUUGAUGGUUAUCAAGGAUAGGAAACUAUGGAGGAAGUUUAAGUUGCCCUGUUUGAAUGUCGAUUCUUGCUAUCCGGAGGAGCAUUAUGUCCCUACAAUGUUGUCGAUGCAGGAUCCCAACGGUUGUACUCAGUACACAUUGACGAGAGUUAAUUGGACUGACAGUGUCAACGGGCAUCCACAUACUUAUCACCCUGCUGAAGUGUCCCCUGAGCUGAUUUACAGGCUUAGGGAAUCAAAUUCUAGUUAUUCUUAUAUGUUUGCAAGGAAAUUCUCGGCCGAUUGCUUGAACCCUUUGAUGGAAAUUGCAGAUUCGGUCAUCUUCAAGGACUGAUUUUGCCUCUGAAGAAGACGCAGACAGGAGGCAAAUUUUGAGGCUUUUCAAAGGAAGAAGAAUAUUGGAGUGCCCAAGUGGGAUUAGGUUGUUGAGUGGCUGUUAAAAAUAAAUGCCCUGAACCUAAGUAACCCAAUGUAUUCCAACUGAAGCACUGAGGAGCUAUUAAACAUCUAGGACUACAAACUGUGUCAUUGAGGUGUAAUUUGGUGGUGUACCAUUUGUCAUGGUGGUUGAAAUAGGAGGUUUAAUGCACCCAAAGCAAAUAGGGUGGUUGGGAUUGUGAUUGGGAGUUUGGUCCUUGAAGUUGUUUCUUCUGUACAUAUGUAUGAACGGAUGUAUGAGAAAUUGAACAGUUGUCACUUCUCAGUUCUUGGCUUACCAUAAUGCACAAAUGCCAAUUCCUAUUGCCUUUCAUUUGAGA